Messenger RNA from Linepithema humile (Argentine ant), 3940 nucleotides. RefSeq names its product putative ankyrin repeat protein RF_0381. NCBI's taxonomy places the organism in Eukaryota, Metazoa, Arthropoda, Insecta, Hymenoptera, Formicidae. Gene Ontology annotation, molecular function: protein binding. The record is from RefSeq and is a predicted model, not a curated record.
UUGGAUUACUAUUUUUAUGGUUGAAACUUUGUCAACAAAAUUGCCAGCUUAAAUAAAAUUGCCAUCAAAGAAGAAGAAAGUAUAAACUUAAUUAAAUGUAAUCGAUGCUCGACAGAUUUCUUUAAACUAAUUAGAAAACCAAGACUCCUUUAAUAAUUCAACAAAUUAGGUUUUGAUUAUUUAGUGCAUAUAAAAGUUUUAAUUUUAUAAUGCGGAUACACAUAGCUGUUUGACACCCAGAGCUCGUCUAAGAAGGGAUUAAGGAGCAGACUGACAAAGUGAAAUAAGCGACAGAUGAACACAAAACGCACUGCAAUGCUAAACAGAGAAUGCAGAAGGCGAGAAGUGAAGGGAGCGAAGAAAGAAGAUGUGGAGGAGAAAGGGAAGAAGCUGACGGGACCACGAUAAAAGCAUCAUAAAGCGCCAGCGACUGCCUCACUUCGGUUUUGUUCGGUCGGAAAGCCGCUUUGCUUGCCGCAUUUCGUCAGCCUCGCUUCUUUUUAUUAUAGUGUAGAUUUUAUUGUACGACGACGUGUCGCGUGGUGCGUGUAGUUCAACCAACAGCCACCAAAGUGAGAUUCUGGACUAAUUAUCAUUCCACAUAAAAAACAUUGAGUCAACUGCGAGGAUAAUUGAACUCAAUUAAGCGCGCGCAAUGACUUCCGCAUACGAAGUGACGACUUCGCGUGGCUCAACAAAAACUUGCUUCAACGAUCGGCAACUGGACAACUCGGACGCAGAAGAGACUUCAUCGUUGUCGUCGCUGCACGCCAGUUUUGCAACAGGUGAUUCCUUUUUCGAAGAACUCGCGACUUCUACGGAAGUUAAUCAAGCACGAUCGCUUAGUGAAUCGUUCGAUGGGGAUGUAAGCGCUCUCGGCGAGGAGAUGCAGAGAACGAUGGAUAUGCGCGAAGAGAAAAGUAAAGAAAACAUCAACACUUCUACGAAUUCAGUGAAUGAUAGUUCGCAAAUAAAUGAAUCUAGCAACGAGGAGACGUUUAUAGAAGACGGUGAAAAGCGUAAAGAGAUGAGUUCAAUUUUGAUUUUGCCGGCGGACAGUGCAUCGGAAUACGCGUCCACAUGCGAGAGAAACGAGCAGAACAGGAAUCAGAAGGAGGAUAAAAAAAGAUUAAACCAGCGCGCGAACCAAGAUCAGCGAAAUUUGAGCGUACAAGAACGAUGCGCCAACGAUAGCGUACACGCCGGGGGGAAUCUUCGAGAUUCCAUGACGGAAGACGUGCGUGUUCAUUGCGAGAACAUGACAAAACUCGAUCCGAUCGAGAGGCAGGAUGGUGACUCAUUCUAUGAUGCUGUGCGAUCAGGAAACGCCGAGCAUGUCUCGAUGCUAAUUGCCAGCGGUCGCGUGCAAAACCUGGACGAACCGGAUUGGAAUGUGUCGGGCGAUCCACCCUUACUGAUUGCGGCGACGAAUCGUUGUCUUCCUAUGCUGAGCGUUCUGCUGGCGAGCGGGUGCGAUCCAGCUGUGCGUUCGCCGCGGGGCGAAACGGCGCUGCACAGAGCGAUUCUGAACGGCGGGCCAGGCAAUGUAUUAAAAUUCGUGGAGGACCUCUUGAAACACGGCUGUCCGCCGAGCGUCAAAGAAGCCGGCAGCGGAUCAACUGCAUUGCACGUUCUCUCCCGCCAGCUAGCUCACGCGUCGCUGAAAUCCCUUCAUCUGAAUCACGACGCGGCCUUGAAAACGCUGGAACUAUUGGCAAAAGCAGGUCCUGUGAACGCUAAGGAUCAUCAAGGCCGAAGCGCUUUGCACAUUCUAGCGUCGUCCACUAUCUUCGAUAACGAUGACAAAAGCGACAUCGAGUCGCUGAUCGGGACACUCCUAGCCGCCGACGUGGACGCCGCCCUGAAGAACGAUCGCGGGGAGACAGCGUUGCACGAGAGUCUGGAGUGCGGCGCGUUAAACACGGCUAUGCUGUUGAUACCGCAUACGCCGGCGGGCAUUAAAUCGCGAUACGGCGAAACCCCGUUGCACAUAGCGUCGCGGAAAAAUCAGGUCGACAUAGUGGCCAAGCUACUAGAGCACAAUGAGGAUCCUGGCACGCAAGACGCUGGCGAUAACACGCCACUGCAUCUCGCGUCGGCAAGAGGAUUUCACGAGACGGUAUCUUUGUUGGUCACGUCGCCUCUGGCUCAAUUGGAAAAGAUCAAUGUUGACGGCCUGACAGCGCUGCAAGUUGCCACCGAGAGUGGAUUCGUCAACACCGUCAGAAUAUUGCUGAAAGCCGGCGCCGAUCCCAGUCAGUCUGUGCAUUAUCGCGCGACCAUUUUACGUCGGCAUCCCGAUAUCUCGCUUCUCAUUGACCACGAGCUGAUGAGACGUCGACAACUCGCCGCUUAAUCUAUCGCGUCGCGUAUAUUUUCCAUAUACUUUUAUAAGAAGUCUGCUUGGAUAUGUUUCCGGCAGUUAAUCACUAUUUAAUCCAAAAAUGCUAGUGUUUUAAAACUGACGGUUUUUUUAAUUAAUUAUCUAUAAAAAUCGUAGUUAUAUGAGGAUAGUCCAGAAGAUAAAGAUACAAAUAAAAUAAAAAUUUAAAUAUAUAUUAGGUACUAAACUUAGUUUCCGCCGCUCACAAGUAGAUGGUGCCAGCUGCAGACGAAGUAAGUUUUGAUGUUUGAAGUUGCCUUAUGAAAGAUAAACAUUGGUCAAUACAAUUUAGUGUGCAAAGGUUGAGUAUUGUGUAAACAGAGAGAAGAUUUUUUAAUCGAUGAAAAAUGAAUCGUAAUAAAGUAUUUUUUCGACAUGUACUUCUCCACUAAUUCGACAUGAAGAAAACUACAGCUGAAACGCAUCGCUUACUGUCCGAGACUUAUGGUGAAGAAGCUCCAUCAGAAAGAAUGUGUAGAGAGUGGUUUCAACGUUUUCGAAGUGGUGAUUUUAGCAUGGAAGACAAAGAACGUUCAGGACAGCCGACAAAGUUUGAGGAUGCCGAACUUCAAGCUUUACUGGAUGAAAAUCCAUCUCAAACGCUUUUAGAAUUGUCGAAAGCGUUGGAUGUUACUUCAAUGGCUGUUUGCAAACGCUUACUCUCGGAAAAAUCCAGAGAAGAAAAAAGGAAAAUGUCUCCUUUCAGAAAGAUGAGCAAAAGUCAUAGAAAAUGAGGGAAAAUAUUUUGAUUAAUGUAUUUUACUCUCUAAUAAAUGAAUUUUGUAAGACGAAAAACGGCGGAAACUAAGUUUAACACCUAAUAUAUAAUCUAUCUAGGAAAAAAAGAUAAUCUCAUUAACGUAUGCACAGAAAACGAGGCAAAAGGGACCGGCGUCUACGAAAGGCAUCUCUGACGCCGCUGUGUAAGAGCUCACCCUAUUUUUUUAGGUCGGAAUAUACAUAAAAUAAAUAGAAUAUGUUAUCACAAAAAAGUACUUUGUAGAAAAAAUUUAAUAUUGUAAAUACCUCGAAAUGUGUAAGGAGCUUAUAUAACUUACUAUCCGCCUUUUUGACAGCGUGUUAGCGUUCUAGAGUUGACUGCUAAAGAUUACUAUGUACAAAAUGUAAUUGUUACACUCGUUAUUGCUCAAUAUCGCUAUGUGCAAUUGUAAGUAUAAUACGAAACCGUUGCCAUAAAUCGCGACUGUGGAUCAAAGUGCAUUAAUUUAGAAAACUGCGACAUGUGAUUUAGAAUACGUAAAACCACAAUGUUACAAGCUUUAAUGUCAUUGUCGUAAUCGUUUGAACUAUUGUCACUGUAAUCGCCGUAAUCGCAUUAUUAAUAUUUGAGAUAUGUUCACUUAUAUUCAAGUUAUUCGAAUAGGGAUUAAUAAAAUAAGAUGUAACAGUUUUUAUAUAGUUUUAAUAUUUUUUUAUAUUUUUUUUAUAUUUUAUAAAUCCAUAUAGUCUGAAAUAAAGAGCAGAAUUGAAUAGAUUUAAAGUAUGUUUAUACGUACAGUUAAGCAAAAACGGAGGCUUUAAACUAUUUUUCUCAAA